This is a messenger RNA of Momordica charantia (bitter melon), 1553 nucleotides long. RefSeq lists its product as uncharacterized. NCBI's taxonomy places the organism in Eukaryota, Viridiplantae, Streptophyta, Magnoliopsida, Cucurbitales, Cucurbitaceae. Gene Ontology annotation, biological process: transmembrane transport. The record is from RefSeq and is a predicted model, not a curated record.
UGUUCCUCUUUAGGGCUUAUUCGUUUUCUUCUUCUCUAGGGUUUUUCUCUGUUCAACGCCAAACUUUUCUCCCAAAUUCUUGAUUUCCUUGUCUUUAAAGACGGAUGUGAGAUCAAGAUCACCCAUUCUUCUGCCAUCUUCGAGGACGGCUUGAGACGGGAAAUGAAUAUGGAGGCUCGAGUUAGUGUGGUGGUCGAAGGAGGCCAGAAGGCUCUUAAUUCUGCUCCCGGCGCCGUCGUCGACGGCGGCGCCAGGAAAUACUUACAGCAACAUACCCAGAACAAGCCGUCUUUGAACCAGCAGUCGCAGAUUGGCACGGUGCAGCAGCUUCUUGCUGGUGGUAUCGCCGGUGCCUUUAGCAAGACAUGUACGGCGCCUCUUGCUCGCCUCACUAUCCUCUUUCAGGUGCAAGGUAUGCACUCUGAUGUUGCAGCAUUGAAGAAAGCCAGCAUAUGGCAUGAAGCUUCGCGAAUUAUCAAUGAAGAGGGAUUCCGAGCAUUUUGGAAGGGCAAUUUGGUCACAAUUGCUCAUCGCCUACCCUAUUCUUCAGUCAAUUUCUAUGCUUAUGAACGAUACAAGAAGUUUCUGCAGUCAAUUGUUAGGGAAAGAUAUCAGGGUAAUACCAGCGCAGAUCUUUUUGUGCAUUUUGUUGGUGGUGGUUUGGCUGGAAUAACAGCUGCCUCUGUUACGUACCCACUGGACCUUGUUAGGACCAGACUUGCUGCACAGAGAGAUACCAUUUAUUACAGAGGCAUCGGGCAUGCAUUCCAUACAAUUUGCAGAGAAGAAGGUUUCUUUGGCUUGUAUAAAGGACUUGGAGCUACCUUGUUGGGUGUUGGACCAAGUAUAGCCAUCAGCUUUUCAGUUUACGAGAGCUUGAGAUCAUUCUGGCAAUCUCGAAGGCCUCAUGACUCCACUAUAAUGGUCAGUCUUGCUUGUGGUAGUCUUUCCGGCAUAGCAUCAUCAACAGCAACAUUCCCUUUGGAUCUCGUGAGAAGAAGGAUGCAAUUGGAAGGUGCUGGUGGUCGGGCCCGUGUUUAUAACACUGGUUUACAUGGAACAUUUAAACACAUUGUGAAGACAGAAGGUCUUAAAGGUUUGUACCGAGGGAUUCUGCCAGAGUACUACAAGGUUGUACCAAGUGUAGGAAUCGUCUUCAUGACAUACGAGACUCUGAAAACAUUUCUAUCACGAAUGCCCCCCAGUUCAUAGUUGCUUUCAAAUGCCCAAUUCUUCGAUUUGAGUGCUUAUUUGAGUCACUGUAUUAUUUCCAGCUUGUAGUAUUCAACGAAGAACAAACUGAGAUCCAUAGAAAUAGGUUACUGGUCAAUAGGAUAAUACUUUAGAGUGGUCAAUUUUUAUUAUUUUUUUGAGGAAUUUUGUUGCAGUAAAUUUUUGCUUUUUACUGCCAGGAGACGAUUAAUAUUUUUAUCUUGUACAGGAAGAGUUAACCCAAAGAGUUGCCAGUUCUGAUACCAUUAAAGGUUGACAUUGUAUUCAUUAUCUCAAAGAGCUACAUUGCCUUUAUUAUACUGAUUAUCAUUCUUCGUUAA